Polychytrium aggregatum is the source of this 2274-nucleotide messenger RNA. RefSeq lists its product as uncharacterized. The record is from RefSeq and is a predicted model, not a curated record. Gene Ontology annotation, biological process: intracellular sterol transport. Gene Ontology annotation, cellular component: plasma membrane; endoplasmic reticulum-plasma membrane contact site; endoplasmic reticulum membrane. The coding region runs from base 1 to 2274 and encodes 757 amino acids. Gene Ontology annotation, molecular function: sterol binding; sterol transfer activity. The transcript is spliced from 7 exons. NCBI's taxonomy places the organism in Eukaryota, Fungi, Chytridiomycota, Chytridiomycetes, Polychytriales.
AUGCCCUCCACUGACCAGCUCUAUGAUGCUUCCGACCCCGCCCGCCGCGAGGGCCUCAUCGACUCGGCUGCCGCUUCGGCCGUGACCCUCUCGACCUCAUCAGUGUCCGGCGACCCCGCCCGGGACUCGUCCUCCCUCGUCUCCGUACAAUCGCUGCAGAAGAGCACUGACGCCUCCUCUGUCGAUAGCAACAGGCUCGGAAGCACCUCCGAGAGCUCGACCAGGCGCUUCCUCAGCCGCUCGCCCUCGACCAAGCGCGAGGCAGUCAGGGAAGCUCCGCGAGAGCCCCUUCCUGCGUCCGCCAGCUUGGUCGGGGUCAGCUACCCAGUCGCCCUGAGCGACUCGACGGUUGUGGUGGAGGAGAUUGUCAAGCUUGACGAGGCCACCGGUCUGCCUCUUGCCCCUCUCAAGGAGAAUAUCGAAUUCCAUACUGCGUUCCCUGCUAUCGAUCUGACCUUCUCGCUUCUCAACCACUAUUCGUGCGCCAUUCACAAGGACGUGCUGAUCCAGGGCCGUCUUUGGAUAUCGCAGCACUGCAUCAGCUUCAAGGGCUGGACCAAUCUCAGCGUCACCAUCAAUUUUGACGAAAUCGUCCACAUGGAGAAGAAAACAAUCGCCUAUGCCUUUCCAAACUCGAUUCUGAUCGAAACCGAAUCAACCCAAUACUUUUUUGCUAGUUUCCUCGCCCGCGAUGAGGUUUUUGACAUUCUGUCGAGACUGUGGGACGUGCAUGUUCCGACGACGAGCGCCCUCCGCAAGUACCCCGACAUGUCUGCUCUGGUCUGCGUCUGCAAUGGCGUUGGCGUCUGUGAGGCCUGCUUUAUCAGGAAGCGGGUCGAGCGGGAGGAGCAGGCGCAGCAGGUACAGCUGGCCAAGAAAGCCAAAUCCAAGGCUGUCAAGCCAAACAGUGGCUAUCUCUCGUCUCAGUGGGAAACCGGAAGUGAAGACGAAAGUGGAGCCCGAACCGGAAAGCAGUGGAAGUCCUCGCUAGGGAUCAAGCGACGAAAGCCCCGGAACGGUACCACCAGCGAUCUAGAUCGCAGCCAAUCCGAGCUCGACCGGGUCUACCUGGCGCCGCCAGCCUCCAGCAGCAGCGUGCGCAUCGCAAACAUCAGCAGCGAAGCAGUCUCGGCUCUCUCUGUCGAGGAGCCCGCAUCGGUGCCGGUUGAGGAACCCAGCACACCACCGGCAAAUCUUCCUGCCGCCCCCGUUCAAUGCCCUUGCGAUGCGCAAAGAGGCAUCGUCGAUGUCCUCGACAAGGUCUACGAUAUUCCUUUCGAUCGCAUCUUUGCCCUCCUGCUGACCUUCCCUCCCAAGGCCCAAGGAAACAGCUUCGUUUUGAAUUUGCUCGAAAAGCGCAACUUUACCGAUGUCCAAGUUUCACCCUGGGGUCCCAACGGGGCACAAGCACCGACUGAGGCCGGUCCCAACAUUGGCGGCGGUAACUUUGAGCCCUCGCCUGACAGCCUGCAAGUGGGCGAUAGCCACAGACUCAACUAUGUGAUUCCACUGGGUCUGCCCAUUGGUCCCAAAACCACACAGUGCACCAACAGCUUCAAGAUCCUGGCCAUCCGUCCGCACCACUAUGUCUGUGUCCACCAGAUUACCGAGACGCCCAACGUGCCGGCAGGCAACUGCUUCCGAAACCAUCUUCGGAUCUGCCUAACGUUCCAGACACCCAAACGCACCCGUCUGGUAGUGACCGGCCGCUGCGAGUUUUACAAGUCCUCGAUGCUCAAAGGCACGAUCGAGAAGAGUACCGCCGACGGUUGGCGCGGACAUUACGCCGACCUCGAUCUGAUGCUUCUGGAACAAGCCACCCAGUUCCAGUCCAGCCAUCACAACCAGUUGGUGCACUCGGACGGAGAGCUGGCCAGACCACAUCAGUACCAGCACCAACAUCAGCACCAGCACAAGCACUCGCACUCACGCCACGGAGCAGCCAUUCAGGACGAAACAGGCUCGCUGCCCCAGCUCAAGCAAGCUGCAUCGUCCUCGACCCUGGGUACGCUGCGCCGACAGCGAUCGAAGGUCUUGGACGAAGAGCCCAGCUGGCUCGAUCAGCUGCUUCCGGAUACCCUCGAUGCCCUCGGGCCUCAAGCGGUCAUUUUGCUCCUGGCCUUCCUGCUGCUCUUCCUCGUGCUUCUGAUCACCAUCAACACGGCCGUGCUCUGGAAGGUGGCCGAGAUGGUGCGCCGGUUUGACCGGCGGGUGGGUGUGCUUGAGUCGCGGCUGCAGACCGUGCUGGAGCUCCUCAACCAAGCCCAGCCCUGA